Messenger RNA from Callithrix jacchus (white-tufted-ear marmoset), 1458 nucleotides. It is a transcript of the gene TM2D3, whose product is annotated as TM2 domain containing 3. Lineage: Eukaryota; Metazoa; Chordata; Mammalia; Primates; Cebidae. The record is from RefSeq and is a predicted model, not a curated record.
CAAAGGCCGGGAUCAGCGCGGGGUGGAGCUGAGUGGCAGCGGGGCCCCGGGAGCUGCUAGGAGGCUGGGCCCACGGGCGGAGGCUGACGUGGGGAGGAGGCCGAGUGCCCGGCUCCGGGCGGCACGUCGCUGCAUCUGGAGUCUGGCGCCCUGGCCGCCCGGCCCGAGGCCGCCCCUACGUUACGACGACACCGAGCCGCCCAUCGCGGCUGCGGAGCCCUGGAACGGAGGUGGAGCGCUUGGGGGCUCGGCCGGGGAGGCGGAACUGGAGCGCGAUGCCACCCUUCGGUCCCUCGUUGCCGGCAGAAAGUACUGAAAUCCCACCUUAUGUGAUGAAGUGUCCGAGCAAUGGUUUGUGUAGCAGACUUCCUGCAGACUGUAUAGACUGCACAACAAAUUUCUCCUGUACCUAUGGGAAGCCUGUCACUUUUGACUGUGCAGUGAAGCCAUCUGUUACCUGUGUUGAUCAAGACUUCAAAUCCCAGAAGAACUUCAUCAUUAACAUGACUUGCAGAUUUUGCUGGCAGCUUCCUGAAACAGAUUACGAGUGUUCCAAUUCCACCAGCUGCAUGACAGUGGCCUGUCCUCGGCAGCGCUAUACUGCCAACUGCACCGUGCGGGACCACGUCCACUGCUUGGGUAACCGUACUUUUCCCAAGAUGCUGUAUUGCAAUUGGACUGGAGGCUAUAAGUGGUCUACGGCUCUGGCUCUGAGCAUCACCCUUGGUGGGUUUGGAGCAGACCGUUUCUACCUGGGCCAGUGGCGAGAAGGCCUCGGCAAGCUCUUCAGCUUCGGUGGCCUGGGAAUAUGGACGCUGAUAGACGUCCUGCUCAUUGGGGUUGGCUACGUUGGACCAGCAGAUGGCUCUUUGUACAUUUAGGUGUGGUAUGGGCUUCAGAAAGGAGCAGUGCCUAGAAAAAGCCCUUUGUCUAUAGCAAUUGACGUGGUGUGAGUGAUACAUUUCUGUUUUUAAUGUACAGCAUCUGUACUUUGUUUGCCUUGAUAAAGGUAAAAUAAAGAAAUGAAACACUGAACUAUGCUAAUCCGAAAUUUGUUUUUAUUUGCCUGAAAUAUUUUUUUUCUGUGAAAAAAUUGAAACUCACUUAAGCCGGGAGAAUGACUUCUAUAGUAGUUGGAAAUCGAUUUAAUUCCAUAACUUUAGUUUUGUAUUGCUCAAGUCAAACUGUAUCACUUGUAUCUCCAGCCCAAAUGUAAUCUGCCUUGAAAAUCUUUCAGCUGUGAUUGCAGGAAGUGGGAUGUGUUUUUAUUGUCAGCUAAUUGAAGUUAUUUGGCUUAACUCCAGUCAUCUGUAAGUUUUUCAGUGUAAUAUGUAUGUAGUCUGGUCUAUAUAUACGAACCUUUGAAUUGAAUGUUUAUGUCUAGUUAUGGUUUAAAUUUUCCUAGUAGUGUAUAAAAGAUAGAGUGCUGAAAAAUGAAUAAAAUUGCAAGUUAAGAAA